Molecule: messenger RNA, 9761 nt
Organism: Haliotis rubra (blacklip abalone)
Lineage: Eukaryota; Metazoa; Mollusca; Gastropoda; Lepetellida; Haliotidae
Exons: 58
Coding region: 357-9494 (3045 amino acids)
Molecular function (GO): calcium ion binding; protein binding
Source: RefSeq, a predicted model, not a curated record
UGAAACUCAACUCUCUGGUUGAAUUAUCCCAGAAGCCACCCGCUUGCCUGUUGAAAAUAGGUUACCGGUUUUACCUUGCUAGUCUUACGCGCUAUCACGCCUGAGGGCUCCCGUCUCGCCCAGUGCGCACACUAAAGCGGCUGAACACGGGUAUCUGACAGUCAGUGUCGGGUGGGGCAGUGUACAUUCAGCACGGAUCUGUGGACGAGCAUUUGGUCAACACCUGUGGGCAGGGCACAACGCUGACUUACUGUCGCUUUUCGGGAAUCUUUCAGCGUUGGCAGUUUUCGAUUGUGAUAAUAGUUGGAUUUAAGUGUCAAUGAUUGUGUGAAACAAGACAAGGACCAUCAACAGCCAUGCCAGGCGUGUCUCUGUGGGUCUCGGCCCUUGUGGUGUUAAUAGCAGUGAAGACAUCAGUUCAGGAUGAUGUGCCACUUGGCUGCCAAUCAGGUUGGACGCUGGUCGGAGUUCAGUGUUUCAAGUUAUACAAAGGAAUCGUACCAUGGGAAAGUGCUGCCAGUGUUUGUAAAAGCUACGGAGCAGAAAUGGCCAAAGUCACAGAUUAUUAUGAAAACGAAGAUGUUGGCAAGUUCGCAAGCAGUCAAAGUACAGACAAGUUUUGGAUUGGUUUCACUCGGGCGAACGCCGCCGCUGGCAAUCAGCGGAUAGGAUAUUGGAGCGACGGCCAGGAAACAUCAAUUGCAGCAGGUUUCUGGAAGAACGAUCAACCAAACUCUCAGGAUGGAAAUUGUGCCUACGUGGAGAAAAUGGACAGAUACUAUUGGUCAUUUGGUCCUUGUGAAAUGAAGUUGUCGUAUGUUUGUCAGAGACCAGCUUGUCCAACUGGGAGCUACCAUUGUACCAGUGGCCGAUGUUUAAACCAGAACCUAGUCUGUGACGGUGAAGAUGACUGUGGGGAUGGCUCCGAUGAAAGGAACUGUGCUCAACGAUGCAAGUACUACUACAUGCAAGCCGCAGGCUCAAUCACCUCCAUGAACUACCCUAGCAACUAUAUUAAUGCCUUGAACUGUCUGUGGGUGAUCGAGGUCCCACUUGGACAAAAUGUUUACCUCAAAUUCACCAAUUUCUCCACGGAAAUGGGUGCUGACAUAGUGCAGGUGUUGGUUGGGGGACCAACUGAGUCCCAGGGGCAGCUUGUGGCUACCCUGUCUGGAGAUAGGCGUGCAAGCCUUCCUGAGUACAUCAGCACCAACAACUUCAUGAUCGUCAAAUUCACCAGCGACAGCCGCAGCAAUGCACUUGGGUUCAGAGCUGAAUUCAGCGGAAGGAGUGCCAAUCUUCAGCCAUACCAGAGUCUCCAAGCAACAGACACUCCCAAGACCCUCAUUGCCCCAAAUUAUCCCUCCAUGUAUCUGGCGAGUCAGGAUUAUACCUGGAUCAUCAACACUGUGAUGCAGACUCAGAUCAUCACUCUAAAUAUUGUGGAAGUGGACUUGAAGGGCAUGGACAAAAUCAUCAUACGAAAUGGGGACUCUGUGAAGGCUAACUUACUGUACACAUUCACAGCUGACACAGAAGUUGAUAAUAUCCCCUUCAUCUUCUCCACUGGCAACAGCAUGUACAUCAGCAUGCAGACCCGAGGCUACCAAGUCGGGAAAGGGUUCAGAUUUAUAUACAAACAAGGAUGUGACAUGAUGCUGACUUCCAUGAAAGGUAGACUCUUCUCACCUGGAUAUGGCCUUGACGGCAUCACCGGCAUGGACUACCCCAAUGACAUCACAUGUAACUUCAGAGUGAAUGUGCCUGGCAAACCGAAAAUCACACUCAUCAGCCAAGGAUUCAAGACUCAGGCUGGUGCAGAUGUGGUGACUGUCCAUUAUGGAGGUGCCAUGCCUGAUACUCUCUCUGGAGAUUCUCCCGUACCAAGCAGAUCAAACAAUGGAGAAUUCAAUGUCACUUUCGAAACCAAUGCCAUUAUAAGAGAGAAGGGAUUUCUUUUUGAAUAUUCAAUUGACUGUCCCAACCCUAACUUCAAUGAUAAAACAGUUCUGACACCAUCCAAUGCUAACUGGCAAUUUAUGUCCGAGUUUACGGUGACAUGCAAAGAUGGAUACAGGUUUGCCACUCAAGAAUAUCAGGACACAACCAAGUCGCCUGGUUUUGAAAGUUUCCCUUCAACAAGGAUGAUAUGCACGUAUGGAGGAAAGUGGGACCGCGAAACCACUCCAAACUGUCAGCCCAAGUACUGUGGACCAGCACCCCUCGUGAGCAGCGCCUUUGUCAACUCGUCAAUGGGCCAGAGCAGCAGUGUUGGUGGAAGUGUCACCUACUCGUGCUACCCAGGGUUCACUCUCACAAACUCUGCUACCAUCAGGUGUCGCAAUGAUGGCACAUGGGAGCCCACUCCUACCUGCACAAUUGCCUCAUGCAGUGCUUUACCUACAACCUUGAACUUUGGAAGCGUUACAAGGGUUCAAGGGGAUGGCACUGGGUUUGGAUCCAUCAUGAAGUUCACUUGCAAUGCCGGCUACCAGAUAUCAGGAGACGCCAUCCUGUUCUGUACCUCAGGAAGUACUUGGACUGCUCCUGUCCCUUCCUGUAUUCCACUGAGUUGUCCAAUCCCCCGUAUUCCUCAUGGAAGAAUGACCAACACGCAGGCGGCCGUAUUUAGAGAUGUCCGCUCAGUUGUCUGUGACAGCGGCUAUAGGCUGAAUUCUACCAGCGACCAGGUCACAUGUGGUGCUAACCAAAUGUUCACAAACCUGGAUUCCAUGGCCUGUGAAGAUAUCGAUGAAUGUCCUUCACCCUGUACUCAUAACUGCAUGAAUACAGAUGGUUCUUUCACGUGCUCAUGUCGCCCAGGCUACACUCUCCAUGCUAAUGAACGAACAUGUGAUGAUGUUAAUGAAUGUGAUGCUGGCAAUGGUGGAUGUAACCAAGUGUGUGUAAAUGAACCGGGCAGCUACAAAUGUCAGUGUAACCAAGGCUAUCAGCUCUUCACCACAAACGGACAACUUAACUACACCCUCCCCAACAACGAGGAUGGCACCAUGGCAGGCGACAUUUACAGAUACAACCAUACAUGUGUUCGAAUGAUGAUUACUUGCUUGACAACGGUACAAGAAUCUGUAUCGAAAUGUCACACUCACGAAUCCAGUGCAUGGACCCCCCCACCAGUAGCUAAUGGCUACAUCCUGAACAACCGCCAGUACCACCGAUAUCAAGAUACCAUCAUCGUGUCUUGUAACAUUGGGUUCAACUUGAUUGGUCAGUCCCUUCGCAUUUGCCAAGACAAUGGACAAUGGAAUGGGACAGCACCCACCUGUAGUGCUGCUACAUGUCCCGCUGUGACCAUCCCUGGUGGCCUGAAGACCACACCCAGUGUAGCGCCAUCUGGUAGUGUAAACUACCUUGGUGUCGUCAACAUUUCCUGUAAUGUGCCUGGCCGAGCUCCAUUCCUAAAAACACGCCAGUGUCUGUUAGACCCCAGCUCUAAACAGUACAAACUGUUUGGUGCACAGUUAGAGUGUGGACUAAUUGACUGUGGCACACCAACUGGUGUCCCAGGGGCUGUCAUUCCUGCAGGCAUUGGAACAACGUAUGGCAGUCAGUUUGAGUUUGUCUGUAGGAACCAGUACACAAAGGAGGGAGCAUCCAGUCUGAGUAAUAACACAGUUCAGUGCAAGAGCAAUGGUUACUGGGGAUGGGGCACUCUUAGGUGUCUUGGUAACACUUGCAGUGAUCCUGGUAGACCUAAGGAUGGCACACAACAUGCAACUUCCUAUGAGGAGAAUGCACAGGUCAACUAUACAUGUAACCGCCCAGGCUACACACUAGUAGGUGCCACACCUCUCACCUGUAUACUCAACAAUGGUGUUUUGCAGUGGGACCGAAAUGUCCCCACAUGCCUUGACACCCAGAAACCAACAUUCAGCAACUGUGUGGCCGAAAAGACUGUCAGAAAAUACACAACAGGGUUAAACGCUGUCACCCCUCCCACGCCGUCAGACAACACCGCCAUCAAGUCAAUGAACGUGACACCUACAUGGCCUUCAGAUAAGCUGCUCAUUGCCAAUGAGGAAGACUUCGUAUUCACAGCUGAAGACUUCAAUGGAAACAGGGAAAUUUGCACAACCAAAGUCAAAGUAUUAGAUGAAGUACCACCAACAAUUAAGUGUCCAGAUCCCAUAGUAGAGGAAUUCAAGGAGGAAAAUGAGUACAAACUUCUUCAGUUUAUGCCAUCUUUAUUAUCUGAGUACAGUGACGACAGUGGUAUAACACCCUCCGUGCUGUUCAACCCUCCGCAACUAAACAUUUCUGCAGCCUUCAUCAACCAAGCCAACUAUGUUCAAUGGAUCAUAGCCACUGCCAGAGAUGCCGCAGGAAACUUGAAUUCAUGCAGAUUCCAGGUCAUGGCAAAAGCUGCCAUUUGUUCACCAAUGAACAUCCCAAGGCCUGUGAAUGGUCAGAAGUCCUGCAGAGCACUCAGCAAUAGUGCAGGCUACACAUGUAAUCUGACUUGUGAUGCUAACUACGCCUUUUAUGACCAUCCAAACCCAACAUCUGUGACUACUUCCUGUCUCACUGGAAAUCCAUUCCCCCUUGCUCCGACUCCUGCUUGUUCUUUCACACGAUCGGAAACUGCCAAGUUCACACAGGUCAUCAGAUUUACCUAUAACGCUAGUACAGCCAGCCCUCUGGCUGAUACCUGUAAGCAGCAAUAUGCUACAAUGAUGACACCUGUACUUAAUGGACAGCGAACAAGGCUCAACAGUUUGUGUUCGACCUUAGGACAAGUGCCUGAUCUUACUUUCCUUAUUGCCAACCCACAGAAUGAUAUAAACAUCAACACUGCUAUAAACCAGGUUGAGAUCGACUACACCCUGAUAUAUGAGGGAUCAAACACAGGUUUGCUGUCAUCAUGUGCGACACUAGUGGACACAAUACUGAAGGAUUUCAACUUUAAUCAGACCAAAAUAAUUGCUGGAAUCUCCAGUCAGCUGAUUCCAGUCUCUUGUCCCUCUAUCAGUUCCUCUACUCCAGGAAAAGAAACCUUCCGGGAUUUCAGUUGUGCUUCAAACAGAAAGAAACUUUCUCUUGGGAACCAAGUGUUUGCUUGCUUGAGGUGUCCUGUGGGUACUUACAACUCCGGAGGAAACACAUGUACUCCUUGUCCUGUUGGACAGUACAGUGACAUAGAGGGAGCCACCUCGUGCAAGGACUGUUCAACGGCCCAAUGGACAUCCAGAGUUGGGGCUAGCUCUAACCUAAUGUGUAGACCCCAGUGUAUUUCUGGCAGUUUCUCUGCCACAAGACUGCCACCAUGCCAAGUGUGUCCCUUAAAUACCAUUUGGGUUAACAGUACCUACUGUCGACCAUGUGGUACCAACGAGAUUACGCGUGUCUAUGGAGCUACUGUAUCUACUCAGUGCAAGGCCCGAUGUCAAGCUGGAACAUACAAUGCUAUUGAUGGUUAUGCUGAAUGCACAACGUGUCCUAAAAACUUUUAUCAAGACCAAGCUGGACAAAAGACCUGCAAGGCAUGUUCAACCAAUGAAGUGACGGCGGGACCAGGGUCAACAUCACAGUCCAACUGCACUAGUGGAGCCUCGUCCGCAGAGUGCAACAGCUACUGUCAGAACGGAGGAACAUGUAAUUUUAUCCGACACAGUCCUUCAUGCACUUGUCCAAAAGGGUAUUCAGGAGGGCGAUGUGAGAACGGAGACAACCCAUGUGCCUCUAGCCCUUGUUACAAUGGAGGCACAUGCAACGUACUAAAUGUGACGACAUACUCAUGCAACUGCCCACCAGGCACCAGUGGAGCAAGAUGUGAGACUGAUCUGAAUGACUGCACUUCAGGCACAUUGUGUCAGAAUGGAGGCAUGUGUCAAGACCAGAUCAACAGCUUUAAAUGUCUCUGCAAAGAUGGCUUCACAGGAACCUUAUGCACCAGCCCUCAGCCUAUAUGUAAUUCCCAGCCUUGUACUAAUGGUGUGUGUAAUCCCAUCGGCUCAUUCCGUAGAGAGUGCUCAUGUCUAGAUGGCUAUACCGGGAAAAACUGCGAAACUAUCAUUGAUAACUGUGCAGACAACCCCUGUUUAUAUGGCGGAACGUGCACCAAUGGUGUUAAUUCAUAUACAUGUCAGUGUCCUCUUGGGUUUACUGGUUCCCGGUGUGAAACACGAUUAAACAAAUGUGCUGGCGUGACAUGCGGCAACCGUGGCCAAUGUAUAGAGGACCAUGUGGAGAACACGUAUCGAUGCGUCUGUAGUCCAGAAGCUUCUUAUGGAGAAUACUGCGAGUACAGUCUAUCAUUAAACCAAAAGUUGGAGACACCAACAUCCUCCAGUAAUGACGUAGGGAAGACACUGAUGGACUGUAGGGACACGUGCAACAGCCAAGGAGCUACCUGUCGAGCAUUCUCAUACUUCAAAACUGAGCAGAGGUGUAUGCUACACUCCACACGAGCAGGCAACAAUCUUCCUCUUGUUAAUGAACAAGGGGCGUCCUACUAUGUCAAGAAAUGCAGCUAUAUCAAAGAUAAUUUCUACACAGAAUGGUACAAUACCCCAGACAACCGUACAACAGGGAACUAUGUCCUGCUCAAUGACAUGAGAAACACUCUCCAGCUGGACAUCUGUGGAGGCAGCUUCCCUGUAGCUAUAGAAUGUCGAGAUGCCACCACCAAGAAGAUCUCAACCAAUAGUGGAGCUCGGUGUAUACUUAACCAAGGGUUCCUCUGUAGCAACAGUCAGCAACCACCUGGAAACACCUGUAACAGACAUGAAAUUCGUUUCAAAUGUGGAGUAAGUCGAGUAUUCAAGGAGAAGACAUGCACCAUUCCACCAUACUGUACCAGUUCCCCCUGCAUGCAUGGUGCCAGUUGUCGAGCAGUUGGUCUGACCUUUGUGUGUGACUGUGUGCCGGGAUAUGGAGGUUCCCUCUGCCAGAACAACCUGGACGACUGUGCCAGCACCCCCUGCUUGAAUGGUGGUACCUGCACAGAUGAUGUGAACACCUUCAGCUGCAAGUGUGCCACUGGCUAUGAAGGGCCUACCUGUGCUGGAACUGUCAACUUCUGUAGCCCCAAUCUCUGUAACGGCACCGGGAGUUCCCAGUGCACCAGCCUCACCACCGGACCACAGUGUCACUGCAAGCCAGGAUAUGACAAUCCAGUCUGCAGUAACAACAUUGACGAGUGUGCAAGCAGCCCAUGUCUCCACAAUGGUGUAUGCACUGACGGCAUCAAUGACUUCACUUGUGGAUGUAAGACUGGGUGGACUGGCAAACGCUGUGAGGUUCUCAUUACCCCCUGCAGUGCCAAUCCUUGUAUCAACAGCGCAACCUGCUUCGACCUCUUCUCCAACUAUUACUGCAGUUGCAAGGCCAACACCUAUGGUCAGAACUGCCAGUACGCUCCUAGUGUAUGCAGUAAUGCCAACCCAUGUGUCACUGGAAUGUGUUCAGAAACAGCUGGGGUCACUAAAUGUGCCUGUGGACAGAACUACACCGGCAGCGGCUGUGAUGUGCAGGUUCAGCACUGUAAGGCUGGUACAUGCAAGAACAAGGCUGGAUGUAGUGUUCCUGCACUCGACGACUACAAGUGCUCUUGCCCCAAGGGUUUCACUGGGACAAACUGUGACGUCAACAUCAACAACUGUUUGGGUGUGACAUGCCAAGGAACAGCCACAUGUAUUGAUGGAGUGGACGAAUAUUUCUGUCGCUGUCCCAUUGGCAAAAGUGGAACAGGCUGUACCCAAGAUCUGGACCGCAACUAUGACAUGCUGUUUAAUCUGCCUCAGAAGACUGGCUAUGCUUCCCUUCCCUACCCAAUCCGACUCACCGCUAACAAGUUCAGUGUUAGUCUGUGGGUCAGAUUCUUGGAGCCAAGUGGAACUGGAACAUUCUUCACUAUGUAUUCAGUCGAUGGUCCAAACAGCUUGGCUGGCAAGAAGGAACUGAUACGCAUCGACCAUUCCGGACUGACCAUUUCUGUGAAUGGUACCAGUACCAAUGUAAGGUUGCAAUACUUCAAUUUUAACAAUGGUAAAUGGAACCAGAUUACAGUUACAUGGAAUGGUGUGACUGGACUCCUCAACUUUGUCGUCAACACUAUUGCCCAGGAUGUUCAAGAUUAUGCAAAGGGCAUGACGAUUGAUAAAUAUAUCUGGAUGGUUCUUGGGAGCAAGUACAACCCGGUGACGGAGAUGCCUGUACCGAACGAAGGUUUCAAUGGCUGGUUGAGUCAGGUGUCACUCUACAACAGAGAUCUCACCUUUACACAUGAAAUACCUCUGAAACUUGAGAACCCACGCCAGUUCUUUGCUGAUGAGAUCUUUGCAUGGAAUGAGUUCCGCAGAACCCAGGGUGUGUCUCUUGUCAUUCCAUCAACUGCUUCGUCCACAUCGUGCCCCAGGGGUACUUCGGAGGGAACUGUGAAUGCUUUAUACAGAGUGUUCUGUCUUUUUCUGUACUAUGCUGGAAAGCUCCUUGUGUCUCCCACUAAGUGUCCAAGUGACAUCGUCAAACUGGGAACAUCUCGUAUUACUGAAGUCACCUGGCUGGACCCUGAAUUUGCGGGCAAAGAUUCCACCAUCAUUUCCACUCACAAGUCAGGUGAUGUGUUUUUAUGGGGCCGCUAUCAGGUUGUCUAUCUUGCCAGCAACUCAGCAGGUAACAAGGGACUCUGCACCUUCAAGAUCUUCGUCCAGUAUUCCAGCUGCACGCCUCUACAGAAUCCGAUCCGUGGAAAUGCACAAAGGAGUACUAACAAUGACCCACUGAUUACAACAAGCAUCGACUGUGAUUCGGGCUACUCUAUUGUACACCCAGUCCCCAGACUCUACACAUGUCCAAGGAUUGGGAGUUACAACCCACCAAUGAUGUACAACACAUUCCGACUACCACCUUGUGGAGUAAUUGUUAACAACAAUCUGUAUCAAGUGAUAAUACAGCUUUUCUACACUAUUACUUCCACCUUCCCCUCUGGUAUUGAGACCAGCAUGAGGACCGAGAUACUUCGUGCACUAACAACACUCAAUGCUGAGUGGGGUAAUGGACUAUGUGAUAAAACCGACUGCUCUGAUGCCGUCAUCAACAUUAGGAGUGGAGUGACUUCUGGACGAAGGAAGAGGCAGUCAACACUGGACACAAACGUCAACAUCACCCUCCCAAUGGCAAAAGCCUUAUCAACCAGUGGGUCUUUAAGUCUUUCGCCUGGCGACAUACUCCGGCUGGCUGUGCUCAACCAGGAUAGGUUUGACUUCUCACGGAACAUCCCUAAUGCAAUUCCUAAGAGGGAUCUCCUUAAGAUACUACUUUCCAUCUCCUGUGAAUCGGGGCAGGCAGUUGUUAAUGGCAAAUGCGUGAAAUGUGCUCCUGGCACUUACUAUAAUGCUGCCACAAGGACAUGCAACCUUUGUCCAGUUGGUCAGUAUCAGCCCAAUGAGGGUCAGUCUGGCUGCGUGACCUGUGGAACCAAAACAACAGAACUUGCUGGGUCAGCUAAUGCAAAUGACUGCAAAGUUACUUGAGCAACUGGUUACAAGUUUGACUCUACCAGCGACAAAUGCAUGUUGUGUCCAAUUGGGUUCUAUCAAAACAUGACAGGCCAGUUCUUCUGUUACCCCUGCUCUGUGGAGAAAACAACAAGAGGAACAGGCUCCAUAGCUGAGGCUCAGUGCUAUGUUGGGUGUACAAAGGGUAAUCAGCUGGCGCCAAAUGGAACCUGCCAAGCAUGCCCCCUGGGCAAGUACCGCAGUGCAACCAUGACCCAGUGCGAAGACUGUGUUUCUGGCCUG